Messenger RNA from Penicillium maclennaniae, 915 nucleotides. Its product is annotated as NmrA/HSCARG family protein. The record is from RefSeq and is a predicted model, not a curated record. The transcript has 3 exons. NCBI's taxonomy places the organism in Eukaryota, Fungi, Ascomycota, Eurotiomycetes, Eurotiales, Aspergillaceae. Bases 1 to 915 code for a protein of 304 amino acids.
AUGUCUAAGUUGAUUACUGUGUUCGGCGCCACGGGCAACCAAGGUGGCUCUGUCAUUGAUGCUAUCCUCGCCGAUGGCCAGCUUUCAAAGGAAUUCAAAGUCCGCGGUAUCACUCGCGACACUACCAAGAAAUCGGCACAGGACCUGGCCAAGCGUGGUGUCGAAGUCGUCUCGGCGGAUUUGGGCUCAACCGACUCUCUUACCGCAGCUCUAAAGGGGUCUCACACCGUGUUUCUGGUUACCAACUACUGGGAAACCAUGAGUGCCGACAUCGAAUACUCCCAAGGCAAGAACGUGGCCGAUGUCUCCAAGGCCGUUGGUGUCUCCCACCUCAUAUUCUCUUCCCUCCACCAUGUGACGGAGGAGACCAAGGGACGCCUGAGCCAUGUUCCUCAUUUCGACAGCAAGGCCAACAUCGAAAAGUACAUCCGCGCUUCAGGGGUUGGUUGCAGCUUCAUUCUCCCAGGAUACUACAUGAGCAACUUCACUUCCAUGCUCAAACGGGGUGAAGAUGGCACCUACCAGCUCUUCUUCCCUGUUAGCAACCAAGCCAAGUUCCCUCUCUUCGAUGCCGCCAACAAUACAGGUCUCUUCGUGAAGGCCAUAAUUAAGCAUGCGGAUCAGCUGAAGAACAAACAAAUCUUGGCGGCUGCCAAGUACUACACCCCUGACGAGAUUGUGGAUACCUUCUCUCAGGUAACCGGUAAGAAGGCUGCCUUCAUCCAGGUUACUCCGGAUCAGUACAAGGCCGCCUUGCCCGCUGCUGUGGCCCAAGAAUUUCUCGAGAAUCAGCUUUUCGUGGAGGACCCAGGCUACUAUCUCGGAGAGCCUCUUGAGCCAAGCCUGAAGCUUCUUGAUUCUGAGCCUACUACCUGGGCGGAGUUUGUGAAGAAGAACAUUUCCUCUUGGGAUUGA